Molecule: messenger RNA, 1945 nt
Organism: Oreochromis aureus
Lineage: Eukaryota; Metazoa; Chordata; Actinopteri; Cichliformes; Cichlidae
Product: G1/S-specific cyclin-E3-like
Exons: 12
Coding region: 31-1266 (411 amino acids)
Biological process (GO): G1/S transition of mitotic cell cycle; regulation of cyclin-dependent protein serine/threonine kinase activity
Cellular component (GO): nucleus; centrosome; cyclin E1-CDK2 complex
Molecular function (GO): cyclin-dependent protein serine/threonine kinase regulator activity
Source: RefSeq, a predicted model, not a curated record
ACUUUGUUUUAAAUGUUUUAAUUAAAAAACAUGAUGGCUCGGAUUGGGAGUAUUUAUAGGCAUGCGCAAUAUACACGUGUUGUAAAUGUACGCUCAAUGGCAUCAGAGGCAAGUGCGGAGACGACGAUGUCACUGGAAGAAUCCAUGACACGACGUCGUCGCCUAAAGAGAAGAGAGAGGGAGACUUCGUGGCUGGGACGAAAAUACAGAAAAAGGGAGAACACACUAUAUCAAAGGCUCACAAAGCUCAUUACGAUCACUCCGAAGUCACCUCUCCAGGAUGCAGCCCAGCCAGCAGCUUUUUCCUUAGUUGCCUCGGGCCGGCUGUUCUCCCUGCACCCUUACCUUGGAUGUGAGUCUUCCGAUGAGGAGUGGGUAAGGAUGAUCGGCACGCCGAGGAACAUCAGCCGCAGCAGCGUGAGCUUCGUGGAGAAGCAACCCGUGUUAACACCCAGAAUGAGAUCGAUCGUCCUCUACUGGUUAAUGGAGGUGUGUGAGGCCUACGCUGUUCACAGAGAGACGUUCUACCUGGCACAGGACUACUUUGACCGUUUUCUGUUGAUUGAGAAAAACCUUAAGUUGGGUGUGCUGCAGCUCACUGUGCUCACAUGUCUUCUUAUAGCAUCAAAGAUGGAGGAAUCUAAACCUUUAAAGAUCUUGCAUCUGUCACGUGUGGCUCAUGGGAUCUACCAUGUAGAAGAAUUCCGUCAUAUGGAGUUGGUCAUUUUGAGGACAUUGCGCUGGUACACUCGUCCUGAAACAGCUUUGUCCUGGCUGAAGUUCUUCCUGCAGGUGAUCUUCAGGAAAGAAAACUCAAACCUGCUUGAGCAGCCGUUUCCAAAAGAUACUUUCAUGAGAAGUACAAAUCUUUUAGAUCUGUGCAUCCUUGACGUGAACUCGAUGGACAUGCCUUAUCACGGAUUGGCUGCCUCAGUCCUGUGUUAUUUCGUGGACCAGGAACUGGUUGAAAAAGUUGCACGUAUGCCCAGAGAACUCCUCCAGUCAUGUGUUGACUGGUUGGCCCCCUUUAUGGAUGCACUGGAAGACUUUGGCACAGUCACACGGAAAGUGUUUCCCACAGUAAGAAAAGAAGACCAACACAACAUCCAGGCAAACUUGGACUACAUGUCCAUUUUGGAUGUUGCUCACAAGGCAAUAAAAGGCAAGUCUCCUAAAAAAGAUAUGGAACCGGUCGAUGCCACCUCGUACAGAGAGAGGAUCUACGUGCCUGGGCAAGGACUUACAUCUUCAGAAGACGAAGUUUAACAGAGUCUGAAGGUGCUGAUUGCGGUUCUGAAACUUUCCUCAGAUAUCCUGCAGAGAUGGCUGCAACUCUGACAGAGUUGAAUCAAAAUAAAUUACGUCCUUAGUCUUAGUAUGCCAUAGUGUGAGAAUAGUUAUUGUUAGUUUAGAGUUGAAUAGUUGUCACCCCCACCCCCGCAUCUUCCCCUCACCACAAAUAGUAGUUCUUGAUGUAUUCUAUCCAUUAGAAGACAAUGUAGGAGAUCUAAACUGUUAACUGAUAUUUGAAGGCCACUCUUCUUCUAGCCACUUUUGUUUUGGUUUUGUUUGUUUUUGUUUUCCCUCAUUUUUGGCUUUUAAGGUUUUAUUUCAGAAAAAUGCAAAGUUCAAAAGUUUGUAACCUGAAGGUGAAUUUCUUGAAAAUUGUGGGGGGGGUUUUUGUUUUUUAAAUGAAAUGUUGUGUGCUGCUGUCCAGCAGCCAAAAAGUAUAGUAAAAUGAAUGCUGUACCAGUGUGAACUUUUAAAAACACCAAAGCAUUAACUGAACCAGGUCCAUCGCACUCGGUUCAUUUUUUGCUUUGCUUUUAUCCUGAUGUGAUUAACUCUGGGCAUUUUGCUUUUAUAAGUUUAUUGCAAAAGAUGAAAAGAAUACAAAUUACCAUGUACAUGUACCACAAAAUAAAACAUUCAUCCCCAACCUGUG